This is a messenger RNA of Nicotiana attenuata, 419 nucleotides long. Its product is annotated as UDP-arabinose 4-epimerase 1-like. NCBI's taxonomy places the organism in Eukaryota, Viridiplantae, Streptophyta, Magnoliopsida, Solanales, Solanaceae. Gene Ontology annotation, molecular function: UDP-glucose 4-epimerase activity. The record is from RefSeq and is a predicted model, not a curated record. Gene Ontology annotation, biological process: beta-D-galactose catabolic process via UDP-galactose, Leloir pathway. The transcript has 2 exons. Gene Ontology annotation, cellular component: cytosol. The coding region runs from base 21 to 419 and encodes 132 amino acids.
UUUUUUGGUUACUUCAUGAUAUGGUUGGCUGUAACGGGACGUCAUUGUGUAUAAGUGAACCUUUUCUUCUAUAUGGUGAACUGCAGAUAAGAGGAGUAGAUUACAACACACCCGACGGAACGUGUAUAAGAGACUACAUUGAUGUACCUGACUUAAUUGAUGCUCAUGUAAAAGCAUUAGAGCAUGCAAAACCUAGCAAAGUUGGUGUUUACAACGUCGGGACAGGAAAAGGUAGUUCAGUGAAACAAUUCGUCGAAGCUUGUAAAAGGGCUACAGGAGUGGACAUAAAGAUUGAAUAUCUCACACGACGUCCAGGAGAUUAUGCUGAAGUCUAUAGUGAUCCGUCCAAAAUCAGGCGUGAACUAAAUUGGAUCGCGAGAUACACACUUGAAGAGAGUUUAUCUAUAGCAUGGAGAUAG